Molecule: messenger RNA, 1679 nt
Organism: Penaeus vannamei (Pacific white shrimp)
Lineage: Eukaryota; Metazoa; Arthropoda; Malacostraca; Decapoda; Penaeidae
Source: RefSeq, a predicted model, not a curated record
GAGGGCAAUGAACACACUUGGGGCAUAUUCUUCGUUUACGGUGAAAGCCCAAACUUCCUCUCAACAUGAUCCUCCGCCGACCUUUGGUAAUGAUGGCUGCCGUCAUGGCCGCCGUGUACGUAGCAACGGCUGACAAACCCAGCUCCGGAGGAUAUGGUGGCGGCGGAAGUGGAGGAAGUGGAGGCCACGGCGGCGGUGGUGGAGGUGGUGGCAUUGGUGGAUUUGGCGGUGGUAACGAUGGUGCUGGUGGAUUCAGCGGCAGCGGAGCUGGUGGUGCCGGCGGAUUCGGCGGUAGCGGAGCUGGUGGUGCCGGCGGAGGUGCUAGCGGUGCUGGCGGAUUUGGCGGUAGCGGAGCUGGUGAUGUUGGCGGAUUCGGCGGUAGCGGUACUGGCGGAUUCGGCGGUAGCGGAGCUGGUGGUGCUGGCGGAUUCGGCGCUGGCGGUAGCGGUGGAUAUGACGGAGGAAGCGGUGCUGGUGGACACGGCGGUGCCGGUGGUGCUGCAGGAUUUGGUGGCAGCGGCGUUGGUGGUGCCGGCGGAUUCGGUGCUAGCGGUGCUGGCGGAUUUGGCGGUAGCGGAGCUGGUGAUGUUGGCGGAUUCGGCGGUAGCGGAGCUGGUGGUGCUGGCGGAUUCGGUGCUAGCGGUGCUGGCGGAUUUGGCGGUAGCGGAGCUGGUGGUGCCGGCGGAUUCGGCGCUGGCGGUAGCGGUGGAUAUGACGGAGGAAGCGGUGCUGGUGGACAUGGCGGUGCCGGUGGUGCUGCAGGAUUUGGUGGCAGCGGCGUUGGUGGUGCCGGCGGAUUCGGUGCUAGCGGUGCUGGCGGAUUUGGCGGCAGCGGAGCUGGUGGUGCCGGCGGAUUCGGCGGAAGCGGCGCUGGUGGACAUGGCGGUGCCAGUGGCGCUGGAGGAUUCGGUGGUAGCGGCGCUGGCGCUGGCGGAAGCGGUUACGAUGGCGGUAACGGCGGUGCUGGUGGCAGCGGAGGCAGUGUACUUGCUGGUACUUUCCUCGGCAAAGGAACUCUCAAUGGCAACCUUGGUGGAGCUGGAGGCAGCGGAGGUUUCGGUGGAGGAUCUGGAGGUUUCGGUGGAGGAGCUGGAGGUUUCGGUGGAGGAUCUGGAGGUAGCGGAGGCUUCGGUGGUGGAGCUGGAAGCAACGGAGGUUUCGGUGGCGGAGCUGGAGGUUUCGGUGGUGGAGCCGGAGGCAGCGGAGGCUACAGUGGUGGUAAUGGAGGAAGCAGUGGUUUUGGAGCUGGUGGACACGGCGGUGCUGGAGCUGGCAGUAGUGGAGGUUUCGGAAGCGGCGGUUCUGGUGGAGGAUUUGGAGCAGGAGGCCAUGGUGGUUCUGGUGGAGGAUUUGGGGCAGGAGGCCAUGGUGGUUCCGCUGGAGGGCUUGGUGGAUCUGCUGGAGGCCAUGGUGGUUCUGCUGGAGGCUUUGGAGCUGGUGGAUCUGCUGGAGGCCAUGGUGGUUCUGCUGGAGGCUUUGGAGCUGGUGGAUCUGCUGGAGGCCAUGGUGGUUCUGCUGGAGGCUUUGGGGCCGGAGGAAGCGGAGGAUCCAGCGGUGGUUAUGGAGGAAGAUAAUGCCUUCGUUGCAAGUUGUAUUCCCACCAAAAGACUGGAAAUCCGGUCUGUGAAUGCGCAAACAUUUUUAACAAAUGUAAUAAUAAAUACAUAAAUUAUUGAAAA